AUGGGCCUGCCUGCAGAGUAUGUGGGGGGGUACAUCUAUAUGGGCCUGCCUGCAGCAUGUGUGGGGUACAUCUAUAUGGGCCUGCCUGCAGAGAAAGAUGCAAAUGCCGCAUUGCUAAGUAACUUUGAGGUGUUCCAGUUACUUACUGAUCUUAAGCAGCAGCGCAAAGAGAGUGGAAAAAGCAAGCAGAGCUCUGGUCAGCAGAAUCUGAACACAAUCAUGUAUGAAACGCUGAAGUACAUUUCAAAAACACCCUGUAGAUACCAGAGUCCUGAGACUGUGAGAGAUUUCCUCGUAGCAAUGAAAGGCCAUAAGCUAACCAAGGCAGAAAAGCUCCAGUUGCUUAACCACAGGCCUGUGACAGCAGUUGAAAUACAGCUGAUGGUAGAAGAAAGUGAGGAAAGGCUAACAGAAGAGCAGAUUGAGUCACUUCUCCAGACAGUCACCAGUAUUCUUCCAGGGGAUCCAGAGGAACAACAGAGAGACUCGGCAAUGGCAACCGAAGACAAAGGUGACUAA
Molecule: messenger RNA, 519 nt
Organism: Pelecanus crispus (Dalmatian pelican)
Lineage: Eukaryota; Metazoa; Chordata; Aves; Pelecaniformes; Pelecanidae
Source: RefSeq, a predicted model, not a curated record